AUGUCGGGAACAUUGGCCGUUGUGAGCCAAUCGUGCAGUUCUAUCAGCUUCUUCGACCUUCAGUCGAGCGAAAGGACGGCAUACCUGACAGACCUCAUCCCAGAACCGCAUGAAAUAUUAUUCGAUAGCAAAAGAAAUGUCAUGUACUGCAGCCACGCCUACCAUCACGGACACUUCUGGUCUCAUGGAGACAAUGGCCAUCAAAUCUCUGUCAUCGAUCCCAAUAAAAAAGAGGUCGUCGACAUAAUUGAAACAAGACCCGCACUCGGCCCUCAUGGGCUAGUCCUUGAUGCGAAACAAGACAUCCUAUGGUGCAGUUAUGAAGAGCAUGAGUCCAGCUCCAGUGGAGGAGUGAUUGGCAUCGACCCGAACACCCGCAAAGUCAUCAAACAAGUCGAGAGCUCGACGAAGACCCAUUGGUUCGUCGUGACGCCCGACGGGAAGAAAGCGUUCACUUGCAACAAGACUGCACCAUUCAUCUCCGUGCUUGAUUUGGAGAACCAACGGAUGAUAGGGAAGAUCGAGAGCCCUGGAGGAACAGAAGAGUGCAGUAUCUCACUUGAUGGGAAAUAUGCCUAUUUUCCAACACCCGGCACUCAAUUCGGCAAGAUCCCAGAAAGUCCACAAGUCCUGGUUAUCGACACUGCGAUGGACAAGAUUGUUGCCAGGAUCGCUCUGCAAUCUGGAGCUCUGUCGACAUAUGUUGCAGGAGACGGAAAGAUUCUUGUAGGCGAGUAUCGAUACGUCAACGGCUUGGCGGCAAAAGGGCAAUUGUCCGUGUACGAUUCGAAAACAAACAAGCUGGUUGGAGCAACCGAUAUCGGAAAGAUGCCGCUCACUCUGCGCGCUUCUCCAGACGGCAAGCUCGGAUUCACGGCGAAUAUCUUCGAGGGAUCGGUGUCCGUGGUUGACAUGUCGACAAUGGAAGUUACCAAAACGCUCGUGGUAGACACAGAGCGCAGCAAGGUUUCAAAUAUAUGUCAAGGCGCACAUGGAAUGGUCUAUUUCCCUCGAGACUGA
This is a messenger RNA of Cladophialophora psammophila CBS 110553, 1020 nucleotides long. RefSeq lists its product as uncharacterized. The record is from RefSeq and is a predicted model, not a curated record. Gene Ontology annotation, molecular function: protein binding. Bases 1 to 1020 code for a protein of 339 amino acids. Lineage: Eukaryota; Fungi; Ascomycota; Eurotiomycetes; Chaetothyriales; Herpotrichiellaceae. The transcript has a single exon.